CACACACUCACACACACGCAGCACUACCAGAUAGAUUUUUUUCACGCACCACACACCUUUUCACACACAGAGCACUGCACAGUGCACCUCCAAACCACACACGGAAAUUUCUUUCAACAGCUUUCUGAAUUUGUGAAUUGUUUCUUUUCUUCCCCCUCCCCCUCUUUGAAUCCCGCUUCUUUGAUCCCUUUCUGUUAAUUGUCUGUCUUUCGAAAAAGAAAAGAAGUUUUUGAAUGCUGGGUUUGUAAUUUGGUUUUGACAGGAUUGAAAAUUUGAGGCAAACUUAAGACUUCCAGGAUUUUUUUUUUUCUCCAAGAAAGUCAGGUGUUUUUCAGACUGAGAUCUCUUCUGUUUUAUGUUGUAGUAAAUCUUCAGGUUUUCUUUUGUUUUUGUGUAGAUUUUUUUUUUCUUUUCUCUGAUCUAUUGAGGGCUUUAUUUGUUGUCCCUCACUAACUCAGAAAGGCUGAAUUUUUAAGCCUGAAGGAUACUUACAAAGAGGUUGUCUAUUUGUAUACCUCUUUAGAUCCUAUCAUUUUCUUUUUGUGUAAAUCUUAUUUUGUAGAAAAAAAAAUCACCCUGUUCUUUAAUUUUAAUAAGAAACAGGCUGAUCUUUUUUUAUUAAUCACAUUUUUUCUGUGAAUUUUAUUGUUAGUAACUAAAGAAUCAUGGCAGCUACAAUGGAUUUCUGGAAUAGUAGUAGCACUACUCUAGAUCUUCAUCAUCAGUUAGACCCUUUUCAGGGUAGUGAAUUAAUGGAAGCACUUGAGCCUUUUAUGAAAUCUGGUGCUUCUUCUCCUUCUUCAUCUUACCUUAGCCCUUUCUCUGCUUCUUCUAAUUCUCCCUCCAAUGAACAACACUUUUGUUCUUCUUCUUCUUCUUUCUCAACCAUCCCUUCUUGUUCUACAUCUCCUUCUUCCUCUGCUUUCCCUUGCAUCCCUUCUUCUUCUUCUUCUUCUUCUUCUUCUUCCUAUCCCCACCAGUUCAAUCUUGAAAGUUGUUACCCAGUCCAGAAUUUAUAUGGGCUUGAACAACCCGGAUCUAUUGGUCUCAACCACCUUACCCCAUCACAGAUCCAUGACAUCCAAGCUCAAAUCAGCCUCCAGAACCAAAAUCAGCAGCAUAUGAUCUCCGGCCCGUAUCACAGCCAGUGGCCCAUUGCAGCACAUCAGAGUAGUCAGACCCAUCUGGCUCACCAUUUCUUGGCUCCCAGACCCGUUCCGAUGAAGCAAUCGGGUUCGCCUCCGAAGCCCACGAAGCUCUACAGGGGAGUGAGGCAGCGUCACUGGGGUAAAUGGGUCGCCGAGAUCCGUUUGCCCAAGAACCGGACUAGGCUCUGGCUUGGUACCUUUGACACCGCCGAGGAGGCGGCCCUGGCUUACGACAAGGCGGCGUUCAAGCUGAGAGGCGAUUACGCCCGGCUGAACUUCCCUCACCUUCGUCACAACGGGUCGCUCAUCGGCGGUGACUUCGGCGAAUACAAGCCUUUGCAUUCCUCCGUCGACGCUAAACUUCAAGCCAUCUGCCAGAGUUUGGCCGAAGGGAAGAGCAUCGAUUGCAAGAAAUCCAGGGUGUCCAAGAAGAAGGCCGCCGCCCCCGCUGAAGCGGAAGAGCAGAAAGAAGUCGUCAAAUCUCCGGAAGCCGGGUCGGAAAGCGAUGCCGGGUCGGGGCAUGGAUCCGACGGCUCCUCCCCUUCAUCGGAUCUGACCGUUCCUGACUUCACUGAAGACGAGACAACAUCUUGGGAAGUGUAUUCGGAGAAUCCCAUGUUGCAGAAAUAUCCAUCGUAUGAGAUUGAUUGGGCAGCUUUAUAACCAGAGUUUUUUCAGUCUAGUCUUAGCUUAUCAAGUAUUAUUAUUAUUUCUGAGAAAAAGGAAAAAAAAAAGGUUGUAAUAUGUAGUUUGUGAAGGUUGUAGAGUUCUUUUCUUUUCUUUUUUUUUUUUUUGGGGGGUGUUAAGUAGUCAAGAGGAUUGAAGCUACUCUGCAAUGGAGUUUUUGGAGAUUGCAGGGAGGGUCCUCAUUGUUUAAUUGGUUUAUCACCAUUUGGGGUUUUUUUGGUGGUAAAAUUAAUGAUAGCUAAUUAGGUUUAAGAUUAGUAGAGCUAGUAAUGGUGUCUUAUCAUCCAAAUUUGGGCAGCUUGUUUUUGUCUAGGCUGCACCCAAGGAUUGGUACUUUUCUUUAUCAAUCGAUGUAAUCUUAUUUUUGUUGGUGUCAAUAUAUAUUAUUAUUAUUAUUAUUAUUAGCUAAUGUUAAAUCUUCUUCACAAAAUAUAUUUUUGUUCUCCGCCAGUGAUUUCUUUCAAUAUAAUGUGUAGCCUGGUCUAAAUGUAGUUUGCUGCUUGCUCCUUUUUCCUUCUUACUAAUCAUAAGUAAACACCAAAAGCGGUUCUAACUUCAGAUUAAACAUUUAAAGCAAAUAUAUAGCUUCCAAUGUACCAACUUGUUCAUACAUAAUAAUAAAAUGCUCUUUUUUUAUUGCAUGUACGCAAAUUGAUUCAUAAGAUGACCUUGAUGAUUAGGACCAUUCCAAAAACAUAAUGAAUUUUUAGUUUUGUG
Molecule: messenger RNA, 2552 nt
Organism: Oldenlandia corymbosa var. corymbosa
Lineage: Eukaryota; Viridiplantae; Streptophyta; Magnoliopsida; Gentianales; Rubiaceae
Source: the annotation of a GenBank genome assembly